This is a messenger RNA of Hydractinia symbiolongicarpus, 939 nucleotides long. RefSeq lists its product as uncharacterized. Gene Ontology annotation, molecular function: G protein-coupled receptor activity. Lineage: Eukaryota; Metazoa; Cnidaria; Hydrozoa; Anthoathecata; Hydractiniidae. Gene Ontology annotation, biological process: G protein-coupled receptor signaling pathway. Gene Ontology annotation, cellular component: membrane. The record is from RefSeq and is a predicted model, not a curated record. The transcript has a single exon. The coding region runs from base 1 to 939 and encodes 312 amino acids.
AUGGCAGUGUUUGCUGUUAGCAUGGUUUUAUUCACUGUUGUUGAAGUGUUGCAUCUGAUAGGGAUUUAUGUUUUAAUAAAAUAUCCCAAAGUAAUUUCUCCUAAUCAAAGGGUCUACAUGCUUAACUUAAGUUGCAGUGAAGUAAUUUUAACAGUGGAUCACUUUAUUAUGGAGAUAACAACGAUUUGUUGUGACUCGGAAAUGGAUUCGACUUGGUAUCACACGAUGGUGUGUCUUCAUUACUACUGUUUUUGGAUCGUGAAUUUAUCCACCAUGGUCGCAUUGACCUUCGAUCGGUUUGCUGAAGUUUAUUUCAACAUCAGAUACAAUAUAUAUUUUACACCAUUCAGGACAGUUCUUCUCGUCCUAUCGAUUUGGAUUUUCUCAAUAGUGCUAGCCGUGAUAUUUUUAUGUUUGAAGUUUCUGCAAAAUUUUGAUUAUUUAGUUUUUUCGUAUACAUAUAUCUAUCCCGUUACAGACACUAUAGUUGUGCUGCAUGCGAUAGUCGUAUAUUCGUAUAUUUACAAGAAAUGCAGGGAGAAUCGAAAGAAAAAGUUUAGAGAAGCAAGUUCAUUAACUAUCGAAAACAACAACAACAACAACAUCAACCUUAACAACGGCAUAAAAAGCAAUAGUGAUCAAGGAAAGCAGAAAAAGAACAAUAGCUUCUUUAUUCCAUCAUUAAUCGUGGUCACUUUCAUCAUAUUUGUCUACAUACCAGAUGCCACCUAUUUCAUAUACAUGAAAUUUUUAAACACCUAUCCUGAAUGGCUUGCACUUGGAAGUAUGAUUUUUUACUCCUGUGGAUUUGUGUCAGACGUUUCUAUUUAUUUGCUGUUGAAUAGGAACAUACGACGGAAAAUGUUCGGACGAAACAAAAUACAUCAUUUUUCAGAGAUGCACAAAUCAAAUUGUGCCACUAUUAUCAGAAACAUCUAA